This is a messenger RNA of Lepidothrix coronata (blue-crowned manakin), 1057 nucleotides long. RefSeq names its product ribosomal protein L15 (gene RPL15). The transcript is spliced from 4 exons. Lineage: Eukaryota; Metazoa; Chordata; Aves; Passeriformes; Pipridae. The record is from RefSeq and is a predicted model, not a curated record. Gene Ontology annotation, biological process: cytoplasmic translation. Gene Ontology annotation, molecular function: RNA binding; structural constituent of ribosome. Gene Ontology annotation, cellular component: cytosolic large ribosomal subunit; ribosome. The coding region runs from base 112 to 726 and encodes 204 amino acids.
GCAAUACCCAUGAGGCGCCGCGGCAGCCGCCGGAAGCGCGGCGCUACCGCUAGGGUUUGUGGGAAGCGGGCCUCUUCCCUUCCGGUGCCGGGCGCCAUCAGGUAGACAGACAUGGGUGCCUACAAGUACAUCCAGGAGCUAUGGAGGAAGAAGCAGUCGGACGUGAUGCGGUUCCUGCUGCGUGUGCGCUGCUGGCAGUACCGGCAGCUGUCGGCCCUGCACCGGGCACCACGCCCCACCCGCCCGGACAAAGCCCGCCGGCUGGGGUACAAGGCCAAGCAAGGUUACGUGAUCUACCGUGUCCGUGUCCGCCGUGGUGGCCGCAAGCGCCCAGUCCCGAAAGGUGCCACCUAUGGCAAACCCGUGCACCACGGUGUUAAUCAGCUCAAGUUUGCCCGGAGCCUUCAGUCUGUUGCAGAGGAACGUGCUGGCCGUCACUGUGGGGCUCUGAGAGUCUUGAACUCGUAUUGGGUUGGUGAAGAUUCCACUUACAAGUUUUUUGAAGUGAUUCUGAUCGAUCCCUUCCAUAAGACCAUCAGGCGCAACCCCGAUACCCAGUGGAUCACCAAGCCCGUCCACAAGCACAGGGAGAUGCGUGGGCUGACGUCAGCUGGGCGGAAGAGCCGUGGCCUUGGCAAGGGCCACAAGUUCCACCACACCAUUGGUGGCUCCCGUCGUGCCGCCUGGAGAAGGCGCAAUACCCUGCAGCUGCACCGCUACCGCUAAUCCUUGUAAACGUAACCAUCUAAUAAAGCUGAUGCGGGUUCUUAAAUUCCACGAGUGCUUCUGCUGCUUCUUGGUGUACGUGCACAAGUAUAGAAUUCUCCAGGAGCUCCAUUGUUUCCAUAGUUUGACAGGCUUUUGAAAAUGUAAUUUGAUACUUGUGAAGUUUGUAGGCCGCAAGUUUAGAGUUCUGUGACGGGUUUCACUUUUGGUAAGGGUUGGAGUCUCUGUCCUGUGCUUAGACUGAAGGCCAGCUUUGAUCCUGUGCAAUGAGAUAUAAACUGAAAGUGCUUGUUUAUUUUUUAUAGGCGAUUAAAUACUCAUGACAAUUUUA